Molecule: messenger RNA, 2022 nt
Organism: Ailuropoda melanoleuca (giant panda)
Lineage: Eukaryota; Metazoa; Chordata; Mammalia; Carnivora; Ursidae
Biological process (GO): G protein-coupled receptor signaling pathway
Cellular component (GO): membrane
Molecular function (GO): G protein-coupled receptor activity; olfactory receptor activity
Source: RefSeq, a predicted model, not a curated record
AUGAGCUCCCUGUACUACCUUUAUAGACCUCUUGGUGCUUCACGAGAGUUUCAGGAGAUCUACACUGUGCUGGACUCUCACAUUGUGGCCCCCAUUUUCUCAUUCCUUGAUGGAGUGAGCUGUGUCUUUCUACCCAUAACAAUUAAGGCUGUUGAGACCAUGUUUGAAGAUGGUAGCCUCCUCCUCUUCAUUCCUCUAUUCAUCAUCUACACAUUCAUUGUUAUCGGGAAUCUCACUGUAUUUUUUGCAGUCAGGAUGGACAUGCGUCUCCACAAUCCUAUGUACCAUUUCAUCAGCAUCUUCUCCUUCCUGGAGAUCUGGUAUACCACAGCCACCAUUCCCAAGAUGCUCUCCAACCUCAUCAGUGAGAAGAGGACCAUCUCCAUUACUGGCUGCCUCCUGCAAAUGUACUUCUUCCAUUCACUUGGAAAUUCAGAGGGGAUCUUGUUGACCACCAUGGCCAUUGACAGGUACGUUGCCAUCUGCAACCCUCUCCGCUACCCUACCAUUAUGACCCCCCGGCUGUGCGCCCAGCUCUCUGCAGGCUCUUGCAUCUUUGGCUUUCUUGUGUUGCUCCCGGAGAUUGCGUGGAUUUCCACACUGCCCUUCUGUGGGCCCAACCAAAUCCAUCAGAUAUUCUGUGACUUUGAGCCUGUGCUGCACUUGGCCUGUACAGACACUUCCGUGAUUCUGAUUGAGGAUGUGAUCCAUGCUGUGGCCAUCAUCUUCUCUGUCCUGAUUAUUGCUCUCUCUUAUAUCAGAAUCAUCACUGUGAUCCUGAAGAUCCCUUCUGUUGAAGGCCGCCAGAAGGCCUUUUCUACCUGUGCAUCUCAUCUUGGUGUCUUUCUGAUGUUCUAUGGCAGCGUGUCCCUCAUGUACCUGAGAUUUGCUGCCACUUUCCCACCAGUUUUGGACACAGUUAUUGCACUGAUGUUUGCCGUUCUUGCUCCCUUUUUCAACCCUAUCAUCUAUAGCUUGAGAAACAAGGAUAUGAAGAUUGCAAUUAAGAAGCUUCUCUGCUGGAGGAAUAUCAAGGAUGCAGAGACCCAGACAGACAGAGGAGCACCUGUGGUCUUUGGUCACGGGAGCUCUGCUGGGUGUGCGGAGAGUGCAAACCUGUCAGCAGUGACAGGGUUUAUCUUCACUGGCUUCCCCCAGCUCCAGGCUGGUGGCCUCCUGUUCUUCUUUCCCUUACUCUUCGUCUACACCUUUAUUGUCACUGGGAACCUAUUGAUCUUCUUUGCUGUGAGGCUGGAGACCCAUCUCCACAAUCCUAUGUACAAUUUCAUCAGCAUCUUCUUCCUGGAGAUCUGGUAUACCACAGCCACCAUUCCCAAGAUGCUCUCCAACCUCAUCAGUGGGAAGAGGACCAUCUCCAUUACUGGCUGCCUCUUGCAGAUGCACUUCCUCCGUUCACUUGGAAACUCGGAGGGCAUCUUGUUGACCACGGCCAUUAACACGUAUGUUGCCAUCUGCAACCCUUUCUGCUACCAGGUGAUCAUGACCCCCUGGCUGUGUGAUCAGCUCCCUGCAGGCUCCUGCAUCUUCGGCUUCCUCAUCCUGCUUCCUGAGAUUGUAGUGAUUUCCACACUGCCCUUCUGUGGGCCCAACCAAAUCCAUCAGAUCUUCUGUGACCUGGUCCCCGUGCUGAAGCUGGCCUGUAUGGACACAUCCAUGAUUCUGGUUGAAGAUGUGAUCCAUGCUGUGGCCAUCAUCAUCACCGUCCUAAUCAUUGCCCUGUCCUAUAUCAGAAUCAUCACCGUGAUCUUGAGGAGCCCCUCUGCUGAGGGUUGGCAAAAGGCCUUUUCUACCUGUGUGGGCCAUCUCGCUGUCUUCCUGAUUUUCUUUGCCGGUGUGUCCCUCAUGUACUUGUGUUUCAGUGCCAUGCCCCCCAGCUUUGCCACAGCCAUUGCACUGGUGUUUACUGUCCUUGACCCAUUCUUCAAUCCCAUCACUUACAGUCUGAGAAACAAGGACAUGAAGAAUGCAGUUCGAAACUCUUCCAUCUUUGGAAAGCAUUGA